AUGGCUGCUGUGAAAGUGCUUGCGCUGUUGAGCGCAGUCUGCAUCCUCACAGCCGUGGCUGAGGAAGUUGCGAAGCUGGCACUUGGGCAUUCGCUUUCCUGCGCUCUGGGGUCACAAGGCUCCAUUAAGUGCUGGGGGGACAACGGCAAUGGUCAGCUGGGACAAGGGGACGACGUCAGAAGAGGCGAUGGCGCGAACGAGAUGGGCAAGUUUUUGCCGACCAUUGAUCUGGGGACAGGACGACAUGCGCUCGAAGUGAACUCGGGGGCCUUCCAUAAUUGUGCCAGGCUGGACGAUGGCCUCGUGAAAUGCUGGGGGAGGGGCACGAAGGGCCAGCUGGGCAUUGGAGACACCGAGCACAGAGGAGAUAACAGUGACGAAAUGGGGCAGUUCCUCCCCACCGUGGAGCUCGGAACAGGGCGCACAGCUGUGCGGCUAGGCUUGGGAUACGAGUUUGGCUGUGCGGUCUUGGACGACGGCUCGCUGAAAUGCUGGGGGGAAGGUGUACAUGGUCAGCUGGGCCUUGGAACCAGCGCGAACAUGGGGGACGGGAGCAGUGAGAUGGGAGACCACCUCCCAGCAGUCGACCUGGGUACCGGUAGGACGGCAGCUGAAGUGACCGCCGGCUUCUACUUUACCUGCGCACGCCUCGACGAUAGCUCCGUAAAGUGCUGGGGCAGCAAUGGGUUUGGACAGAUCGGUGAUGGGAGCUCUGGGACUUAUGUUGGGGAUGCCAGCGGCGAGAUGGGAGACAAUCUUCCAACUGUGGACCUUGGAACAGGCCGCACCGCCGUCGAGCUGAGCGCCGGAGGGUAUCACGUUUGUGCGAGACUCGACAAUGGCUCCGUGAAGUGCUGGGGGAGGAAUCACAAAUACCAGUUGGGGCUGGGCUUAGAUACCUCGACUCGCAUCGGAGACGAAUCGAACGAGAUGGGCGAUUAUUUGCCCCCAGUCGACCUCGGCACGGGCAGGACAGCGGCAGAAGUGUCAUCAGGAUAUUUUCAUACCUGCGCCCGCUUGGAUGAUGGCGCCAUCAGGUGCUGGGGCCCGAACGACUAUGGCGAAAUCGGCCACACAGCCACACUCCCCAGCAACGUAGAUCUCGGAACCGGCAGAACUGCGGUCCAUGUGGCCGCAAAUGGCUAUUCCACGUGUGCUCUCCUGGACAACCUGGAAACAAAAUGCUGGGGACAAAACGAUGAUGGGACGUUGGGUCUUGGUGACACCCAAGACAGGGGAAAAUCGAGCAGCGACAUGGGAAACAGCCUCCCAGCUGUUGACAUACUCAAGCAGCACAUCCACGCGCACCGUGACAACCACCACGAGCACCUCAACCACGAGCGCCAGCACAUCCAGCAGCACGGGCACAAGCCGAACAACGAGCAGCAGCUCCGCUUCCAGAACCAGCAGUUCGACAACCACCUUGACGAGCACCUCAACCACGAGCGCCAGCACAUCCAGCAGCACGGGCACAAGCCGAACAACGACCAGCAGUUCCGCCUCCAGAACCAGCAGUUCGACAACCACCCUGACGAGCACCUCAACCACAAGCGUCUCAUCAACCGGAACGACGAGUGCCUUGGGGAAGAGAGCCGGAGCGUGCUGAGCGGCUAUACUCUCCAAGGUUCUGCCACCAGCUCCACUGCCGCCACCGACGACGCCAGAGAGGUGAUGCGCAAGCAGGAGGCUGAGGCUGCAGUGAAGGAGGCCGAGGCUGCCACCGAGGCCGCGUCGCAGCGUCUGGUUGCAGUGCAGGACUUGCUGAACAGCUUGAACAACACAGGCGACAACGGCGUGAUGGGCGAGGUCGUCGACACCACGGAAGCUGGAGCGGUGAAGGUGGUUGCGUACGAUGUGGAAGCUUUGACGUCAUCGGGACAGAAUGCUACCGUCAGCAUGGAGAACUCUUCCAUCGGCGCUGAGGUCCCCGGCGAUGUACUGGCGCAAGCGCAGGCGCUUGUGGGCGACGGCCCGGUGCUGCUGGGUGUGGUGUCCUUGAGCGAGGAUCUGGCCAAGAAGUUUAGCAAUCCACCUGCUGACAGAGGGCCAGGCGAAGGACAGUCCGCCAGCAUGUUCGCUGCGCGAGCUCGCAUGCACCACCCUGACGCGUUGCGAGGGCCAAAGGCCCCCAUUCUGCGGUCGAGCCCGGUCGUGGUCGAAGUGCGCAACAAGAACGGAGGCAUUGUGGAUCUAGGGAAGCUGCAGAGCCCCAUGGUGGUUCAGCUAGAGGUGUCGCACGACAACGACACUGUUAAGUGCGCCUAUUGGAACGAGACCGAAGCGGUCUGGGAGACGGAUGGCCUGGCGUGCUCCGUUGCCAAACGCGUCGGCUGGGUAUCUUCGGGGGUGUGGACGUCUUGGAGGCCCGCUGCAGUGAAGCUGCCCCCGGGCCCCAGAACAGACUUGGUGCCCGGGCAGGAACUGGAAAACGUGCUGAAGUGCAGCAGCCUCUUUGAAGUGCUCACCGCGGAGGGGAUUGCAAAGUUGGCAAGGAGUGGGAGAGUCGAACUAGUCGCUCGCAAAUCGGAACGCACCACAGACAACAACAAUAACAACAGACUCGUAAGAGUUUCGCCCUUCCAGACCUGGAUGGCUUCUGCGAACACCGACAGUGAUCUACCUGUGCUUCCUGCUGCUGCUGCUGGGCUUGUAACAUCCUCCCGCAAGGCCAGCUCAUAA
Symbiodinium sp. CCMP2592 is the source of this 2679-nucleotide messenger RNA. The record is from the annotation of a GenBank genome assembly. Lineage: Eukaryota; Dinophyceae; Suessiales; Symbiodiniaceae.